AUGCUCGGAACGACCCUCGCCCGCACCACCGCCCGCGCCUGCGCCCCCGCCGCGCGCCUGCGCCCCGCCGCACCUCCUCCCCACCUCUCCCGAGCAUUCGCGGCAUCGGCGCUCGUGAGGAAGGACCCGGGCGAGGGCGUCAAGGGGACGGAGACGGUCGGCGAGGAGAACCCGGUGUCGGCGCGCGCAAAGGGCGUCGCAAAGGCGGCCAAGACGGCCGUCGACGGCGCGAUCGGGGUGGGCCAGGCGGCGACGGGCGAGCAGAGCUCGCUCGGGACGGACAAGAAGCACCCGGGCCCGGACUCGCGCACUCACAUCGAGGCCGAGGAGGAGAAGGGCCGCAAGGAGGGGCUCGCGCACAAGGGCGAGCAGCAGGGCGCCAUCUGAGUCGACGCCCGCUCGUCGAGUAUGUAGCAUAGCCGAGCGAGGAGGCUGGAGCAAGUCGAACGGCGUUUCUGUGUCCCGCGAGCCUC
Molecule: messenger RNA, 473 nt
Organism: Rhodotorula graminis WP1
Lineage: Eukaryota; Fungi; Basidiomycota; Microbotryomycetes; Sporidiobolales; Sporidiobolaceae
Exons: 3
Source: RefSeq, a predicted model, not a curated record